Messenger RNA from Rosa rugosa (rugosa rose), 1270 nucleotides. RefSeq names its product zinc transporter 1-like. The record is from RefSeq and is a predicted model, not a curated record. NCBI's taxonomy places the organism in Eukaryota, Viridiplantae, Streptophyta, Magnoliopsida, Rosales, Rosaceae. Gene Ontology annotation, molecular function: zinc ion transmembrane transporter activity. Gene Ontology annotation, biological process: zinc ion transmembrane transport. Gene Ontology annotation, cellular component: plasma membrane. The coding region runs from base 56 to 1114 and encodes 352 amino acids. The transcript is spliced from 4 exons.
AAAAGCCAGAAAGCUUUUAGUAUAAGCUACUCUUUUCCCUCUCCUCUCUCAAAUCAUGUUUAUUCUUCAAGCUUCAUCUUGGAACAUGUUGAAGAUAGUGGCAUUAAUUCUAAUUCUUCUAUUCCCCACUUUAGUAUUUGGCCACACACACAGGACCGGCCAUGCCUGUGAAUCUGAACACACACACGAACACAAUGAUGAAGCAGUAAAGUACAAGCUAGGCUCCAUUGCUUCAAUUCUUGUUUUUGGUGCUUUGGGGGUGAGUCUGCCACUGCUAGGCAAGAAGACACUCAUGCUAAGACCAGAGAACGAUAUCUUCUUCAUUGUCAAGGCUUUUGCGGCAGGGGUGAUUCUAGCGACUGCCUUCAUUCACGUACUACCUGAGGCCUUUACGACCUUGACUUCACCAUGCCUAAAUGAAAAUCCGUGGGGCAGAUUCCCUUUCACAGGCUUUCUUUGCAUGAUGUCUGCCAUCGGAACAUUGAUGGUUGAUGCAAUGGCAACUGGGUACUACAAAAGGUCAAGCUUGAAGUCAUCCCAGGUGAGAAUGGAUGAAGAGAGCAGAGUUGGUCAUGGUGCCACACAGGGUAGUAAUGCUCAUGACUCUGAAGAAUUGAGAUCAUCAUCAAAAUUAUUCAAGCACAAGGUCAUUGCGCAAGUGUUGGAGCUGGGAAUUCUAGUCCAUUCAGUUAUAAUUGGAAUAUCAGUGGGUGCAUCCCAAGACACAGAUACAAUAAAGCCUCUCCUGGUGGCUUUGUCUUUCCACCAGUUCUUUGAGGGCAUUAGUGUUGGUGGCUGCAUCUCUCAGGCGCAGUUCAAGUCUCUGUCUGAAGCCAUAAUGGCGGCAUUUUUCUCCCUCACAACCCCUAUUGGAAUUGCAAUUGGUAUCGGAAUAUCAAAUGUUUACAGUGAGACUAGCCCAACUGCUCUAAUUGUUCAAGGGACUUUGAAUUCAGCUGCAGCUGGAAUUUUAAUUUACAUGGCUCUUGUUGACCUACUUGCAGCAGAUUUCAUGAGCCCUAGAAUGCAAGGAAAUCUGAGGAUUCAAUUGGGGUCAUAUAUCUCGCUUCUUCUAGGGACUGGCUGUAUGUCUCUCUUGGCAAAAUGGGCUUGAAUUUUUUAGCAGCUAUCAUAUUAGGUUGCUGUGAAAUUUUUUUUCUCCAUUGCCUUCAUUUAUUUUGAAUCUUUGUGUAUUGAUUUCCUUAUCUUUGUAAAUGAGUUUGAUUUUUUCAUGUAUUGAUUUCCUUUACAAGCACGGACACCCCAAAAA